UAUUUUCUUUUAAAGGCGGCUAUUCUUCAGCAAACAUCCCAGUAUAUAUGUGAUCUGGAGAACCAAAAAACUCAACUUCUCGCACAGAAUAGUCAACUUAAACGGACACUUGGUCAACACGAAUUGUCUUUGAGUGGAUAUGGAAGUGGUGGGAACGGCGGCGGAUCUAACAUCGAUGAUGGUUGCUGCGCAAUUAAAAAACGUAAGCUUACUGACAAUGUACUGUCACUCCAAACGAUUUCUGAUUCCUCUGACGAAGGUCUUGGUUCAGUUUCCCCAGAACCAACUACUCUACUACAAACUGGCACUAAUACAACAAGCGUAGUGUCUUUAGGUUUGGCAAAGGCGGCCCAUGGAAAUGCAUACAUAACGCAUAGCGCCAAGGAGUUACUUGACCUUAAGAAGCAAUUGGAAAAGGAAAGGCGAUUUCGAGCAGUAAUUGAAGAGGAGCUUCGUUUGAUUAAGAAGCAAUUAUAUAACGCCAAUUUUAUUGCCCAUGAAGUCAUUGAACAUACAGACAACAUACAGGAAGAAAACGGUACAAUUUCUUACGUAGCACUUAACGACAAAAAUGAACCAUCCGAGGUUGUAGUAUGUUCGUCUAUUGACGACGUAAACGAUGAUUGCGCUGAAGUCAUAAGUGAUGAAAAUAUCCACGAAGAAAUAAUUGUAGCCCAAGAAGACGAGGUUAAAUACGACACUUCUGCCUUGCAACCAAUAUUGCAAGCGGCAAUCAAAGCCCAACCAAAAGUCGAAGUUGAACGAAUAAAUGAAACUGUCAUGAAAGUAAACACAGAAAGAGAUCUGCAAAAAAAAGGAGGAGGAAAUUCAAUUGGCUUGACACGAUCACGACAAAACCUAGAGACGAUCGUUGAAGCAAUUAGACACCUUGAGGGUGAUCAUCUAUUUGGGGAAAGCGGUGCGCAACAUAAAAAAGCACAAAAAUCACAAGAAUCUCCUUUAGCAUUGACUACUAAGCAAUUAGUAUCUACUGUUGUUCAGCCACAUCAUCAACAGCAACAGCAGCGCAAAACAAUAGCCGAGUUGAGUCCGUUCCUACAGAUAAAGAAUCCGAAAAUUGGAGCAACUAACAUCGUGACAAUUGUAAGAGGGAGAUCAAUUUCAUUAACUCCCAACCCUGGAGAUAAUACUCUAUCGAUAUCAUCCUUGGCAAGUCCAUCCACUCACGUCAUUAGUACAGCAAAUAACAUGUCUUCUAGUAGUAAUAUCAGCAACAGUAAUUCUAACAGUACGAGCGGCAUUAUCCCAGCGAAUAGUGCUGCAAUACCCACGGCAAUAGUAAAAGUACAACCCACUUUGUCAGCAGCGACAUCGUCCAUACCCAUUGCUACACCUCCAUCACAUAUCACAAUAACAACUGCAUCACUUAAACAAUGUCGACCGGGUGUCAUAGUUGCAAAGCAAAUAUCUUGAUUGCAUUGCAGUAGUAGAAGUCAUAUGAAAAACAACAGCAUGAUGAGUUCCACCACCAAUAAAAAAGAUACUAGAAGUAAAGCUGGCGUUAGCAAUAAUAUUAGUAAUAUAAAUAAAUAUAAUAAAAAAAAUUUUAGAAAUAAUAUAUCAAGCAAAAUCAAUAAUAAUAAAGUCAAUGAUGUGAAAAUUUCACAUGGAAACAAUAAAAAUGCCAACGGUACACAUAAUUUUAAAAUUUUUAAUAAUACUUAUGAUACUACUUAUUUGCAAAAUAAGAAAUAUCAACUAGUUGACGGAGAGGGUGAACAUUUCAGUGGAAAAUGCGGAACCAAUCUAAUCAAGCUUAUCCCUUCUGAGGCAAUAAGUAUUAUAUCUUCAAAUACUAAUAAUUAUAAUUUUACUUGGUCAAACAGCAAAUGUAAUAACUUAGCUUCCUUAAGAUCGUCCUUCAUUUCAAACUCGUCUAAAUUUAACUUACAAGAACAUCAGUAUAUACAAUUCAAUACCAAUAAUAAAUCGAAAAAAUCACAUCAAUUACCAAUUGCAUUAAAACUUUGAAGAUUCAGACAAAAUAAAUAAAAAUUAAUUUAACAACAUUAAAAAUAACAAAAAAAAAGGUGUAUGCAUUGAAGGUUUUUUUUACGUAUUUUAAAAAUAUUAUAUUUAUUUUGAGAAUUGUAAAAUAAAUGAAUCUUUAAGGCAAAAAAAUCACAUAUAAAAGGUAUACAAAAAUUAAAUAAAGUUUUAACAAAUUUGUUUUUUUUGUUGAGAAGUACAAACUAAGUUUUAUUGUUGUUGUUUUAGUUUUUCUUUUUCCUUACUUGGAUGGAAAUAAUCAAGAUACUUGAUGCCGUGAAUUAAGUUAGUGUGAAUUAAAGCAGAAUUUCAUUUUACUUAUUUCCAAAACCUGAAGUAAAAUAAAUAAUAGUGCUGAACAGCAAUAUUAGACCAAGAUCCCAGAGCCCCCAGACGUUACUUAUGCUAUCAGAAAUAAAAUGCAUAGAAUAACUUAGUAAGUGUGAGUACAAGCUAUGAGUGCAUGCAAACUCGUAUCUACUAGCUUGGGCCACCGACGAACGGCUAGCUUACAAGUAACAGGUAAAUGUAGGUAAAAUUAGUACUUAUCUUCCCUAAAUUCUCUUUGCUGAUUUUUAUUUAUGUUUUAGAAAAUGUUAAUAAACUUAAAAUUUAAUACUGCCAGACUCAUUUCGGCGACGGCGCUGCUAUUUUGACAGUAAUGUAACUUUACUUAUAAUCUCACUCUUGAUUUUUAUACAUGAUACUCAGCAAGCAAAUGGAAAGAGGUGUUAUGGGAAGCUUUUUUUCAAAGAGGGACCUAGCCCUAUCAGGAAUUUAGUCCGAUAAUCCUUUCACCCGUAAUACUUUUGUUUCCCCGGAUCUUGAAAGCUAUCAGGAGUUUCGCCCAAAUAAUGGGGGCAAUCCUGAAUAAAAAUUUCCCUGGAAAUGUUUCCAUGUUUUAAACAUGGAAACGAAAAUGAUCAUGAAAAAUUUCCCUCGGAAUUUAUUGAUAUUAGUGAGGCGGCUUAGCAUUAAAAAACAGCUCAAUCGUGCAUUUUUUGAUAAAAGCAAAUUGGUAGUACUCAAUAAAAGAGUUAUUUUGAGAAAUUGGGCCACCUUGUGUUCCAACCGGAAGGGUAGAUACAAGAGUUUUUCCAUAGAGGAAGGAAUACCUAGAGAACCGACUUCGGGGGGUAUUUCUCUUCGACCCUACAAGCUGCAAUAAGAGAAAAAACUCCACAGUGCUUAUAUGUUGUAGUUUCCCCGUGCAUUUUAAAUUGCACUAACACAUUCAACUGUUGAGUUUUGCUCAGUGCGCAAUUGGGUUGAACAAAAAAAUCGUUUAAUUCAAAAAUUGAGAAAUAAAAUUUAAUUUUCAGAAAAAAUUCUUUAAAAAUAUAUUAAAUAUUACUUUUUGUUGCUUUUAGCAUAAAUAUUCAACAAUAUUUAUGAAUUUAAUUGUUAAAAACUAUAUAAAUUUAAAAAAAGUAUAAGCGCACCCCAAUCCUACCAUGAAAAAUAUGAACAGAGCCUAAUUUAAACCACAGAAAAAUAGCUCAAAGGUGAGUAUUUUGACAGCUGAAAUUGAUUAAAAUAAAAAAAGUACUUUUACUCAAGUACUCAACGUUGAGUUUGUGAAAUAAAUUAAUAUUUUACACAUAUAAGCAAAAAUUCAUAAACAAAAUGGAAUUAGUCGAGAAAAAAUCCUGUUUUUUCUCUUUGAACAAAAAAAGCGAGCCAGCGAGGAUAUUGUCGUGGACAAUAAAUUAUGGCACCUUUCUGCGUCAACUACAUCUUGGAUCAAUACACUCCUGGAUAAUAUUGAUGAAUUUUGGAGUACAGAUUUUUGAUAUUUUCUAUGCAGAACCUUGAAGCAGUUUGCGUUCGACAGCUUAAGUUAAGUGUUAUGCGUUAAUCGUGAUAUAAAAUGAAUUCAGAAAAAUGGAAAAUAUUAAAUCAUUAAAACCUAAUAAAGAAAAGGAUAAAUUGUGUGUCAAUGGUUUUAUGUUUAAUAACGAAGAAAGAUCAACUUAAAAAAAAAACAUGGAAAAUGAAAAUAUUUUUUUUUUUAUGAAAAAUUUCGGAAAAUAGGGUACUUAACUCAAAUUAGUCAUGCACUUAAUAACUCCAAUCGAAUUUUGUCGAAAAAAAAUUGAAUUUUUUAAGAAAAAUGAAGUUCAAGCCAGCAGAACAUGAAAAUCUCGGAAAAUGGAGCGCUUAAUUCAAAUUAGUCGAACAUUCAAUUAUUUAUGUCCAAUUAUUUCGAAAAAUUGGAAUUUUUUGAAAAAAAAACAAAUUCAAGCUAAUAGAACAUGCAUUUGUAUGGAAAAUGAAAAUAUUUUUUUUUAAAUGGAAAAUCUCGGAAAAUUUUUUCAAAAAUUGGGUACUUAACUCAAAUUUGUUAAGCACUUAAUUAUUCAAGAUAAUUUGAAAAAAAAAAAUUUUUUUCGAAAAUCGCAGAAAAAAAAUUAUUUUUGUAAAAAAAAUUUUUUUUAUUUUGAAUUUUUGUUUGGCACCUAAAUAUUAUAACCCGAAUUUUUUACUAACAGUUUAAGGCAUUUUCUGCUAACUGCUCUGCUAACUAUAAAUCGAGUUAGCAGAACAUUAAGUUUUUCCAAAAGUAGGGGAGCACUUGAUAUAAUUUUGGGGUACUUGCUCUGCUUACUUGAGGGACAUGUUUUAAUGUAGAGAUUUAGAAUUCCAGAAUUUUUAAAAGCAGAAUAUUGGAUUUGCAGAAUUUUGAAAAACAGAAUUUUGGAUUUACAGAAUUUUGAAAUACAGGAUAAUAGAAAAGCAGAAUAAUGGCAUACAGAAUUAUGUUCAUACAGAAUUUUUUCUUCAGAUACAGAAUUUGGGUCAUACAGAAUUUUGGAAUACAGAAUAACGACCUGGGUCAUACAGAAUUUUGGAAUACAGAAUAACGACCCGUUCCCACCACUUUUUUCAUUAUCAAAACAAUUUUUCUUUUAUCAUUUUCAGAAUUUUGGAGUACAGAUUUUUGAUAUUUUCUAUGCAGAACCUUGAAGCAGUUUGCGUUCGACAGCUUAAGUUAAGUGUUAUGCGUUAAUCGUGAUAUAAAAUGAAUUCAGAAAAAUGGAAAAUAUUAAAUCAUUAAAACCUAAUAAAGAAAAGGAUAAAUUGUGUGUCAAUGGUUUUAUGUUUAAUAACGAAGAAAGAUCAACUUAAAAAAAAACAUGGAAAAUGAAAAUAUUUUUUUUAAUGAAAAAUUUCGGAAAAUAGGGUACUUAACUCAAAUUAGUCAUGCACUUAAUAACUCCAAUCGAAUUUUGUCGAAAAAAAAAUUGAAUUUUUUGAGAAAAAUGAAGUUCAAGCCAGCAGAACAUGAAAAUCUCGGAAAAUUCAUCGGAAAAUGGAGCGCUUAAUUCAAAUUAGUCGAACAUUCAAUUAUUUAUGUCCAAUUAUUUCGAAAAAUUGGAAUUUUUUGAAAAAAAAAAAACAAAUUCAAGUUAAUAGAACAUGCAUUUGCAUGGAAAAUGAAAAUAUUUUUUUUUAAAUGGAAAAUCUCGGAAAUUUUUUUCAAAAAUUGGGUACUUAACUCAAAUUAGUUAAGCACCUAAUUAUUCAAGAUAAUUUGAAAAAAAAAAAUUUUUCGAAAAUCGCAGAAAAAAAAUUUUUUUUGUAAAAAAAUUAUUUUUGUAAAAAAUUUUUUUUUGAAUUUUUGUUUGGCACCUAAAUAUUAUAACCCGAAUUUUUUACUAACAGUUUAAGGCAUUUUCUGAUAACUGCUCUGCUAACUAUAAAUCGAGUUAGCAGAACAUUAAGUUUUUCCAAAAGUAGGGGAGCACUUGAUAUAAUUUUGGGGUACUUGCUCUGCUUACUUGAGGGACAUGUUUUAAUGUAGAGAUUUAGAAUUCCAGAAUUUUUAAAAGCAGAAUAUUGGAUUUGCAGAAUUUUGAAAAACAGAAUUUUGGAUUUACAGAAUUUUGAAAUACAGGAUAAUAGAAAAGCAGAAUAAUGGCAUACAGAAUUAUG
Messenger RNA from Episyrphus balteatus (marmalade hoverfly), 5946 nucleotides. RefSeq lists its product as uncharacterized. Gene Ontology annotation, biological process: regulation of transcription by RNA polymerase II. The transcript is spliced from 2 exons. The record is from RefSeq and is a predicted model, not a curated record. Gene Ontology annotation, cellular component: nucleus. NCBI's taxonomy places the organism in Eukaryota, Metazoa, Arthropoda, Insecta, Diptera, Syrphidae. Gene Ontology annotation, molecular function: DNA-binding transcription factor activity, RNA polymerase II-specific; RNA polymerase II cis-regulatory region sequence-specific DNA binding. The annotation marks the transcript as partial.